GGUCUGUAAGUUUGGUUGUAGUGGAGAUUCAAGACAGAUGACAGUAAGCGCUGUUCUACUACUCAGGUGGGAUACUUUAUCUAGCGUUAGCCGAAUGCUAAUGUAGGACGUUAGCAAACCUCUGCCAGCAAGAACAUUUUCAAGGGUGAUCACAAGGAUGCAACAAUAGAGGAACUGCAGGAGCAGCCGAGAGACGCGAUGUUUUAUCUGGAGACGCAGCGGCAGAUCGAACACCUGCCUCCGGAGGCUCACAGUGAAAUCCAAGGAGGACAGAUCAACAUUGCAGCCAGCCCGUCGGAUGCGACUGUCUGCAAAUGUUCCACAUCUUUUGCUGUUGCAGUGACCAUGUCUCUGAGUGCAUGCCCUGUGUCUUCUAGGGGGUGAGACACUGUGUGGCAGUGUCUGGGCCCCCUCCAGGAGGGUCUGUCCCGCAGCUACUCCAACACCCUGUUCAAGCUGCUGAUGCUUCUCCUCUGCUGUCGCCUUUGAGCCUGUGAUGGACCUGUAUUCCACCUGGAUGCCAAGCAUGUACAGCACGAUACCAUAGAGUCAGUACACCAUCUGUGCCCACGUUCAGAAAGCAUCUCAGAAUUAGGAUGGUUUCACAUUAGGGCCCUGGGUGCGGAUCAGAGUGCACUUGACCCCAAAGUCCAGUUCAUUUUGAUCAGUGUGAACACAAGUAUACCCAAUUCGGGCACCGUGCCCGAGUCGGCUUUAAGAGGCGGUCUCGAGCAAGAUUCAUGUGUACUCAAGUACAGUCUGUGGGAGGUGUGAACGCAGCUGUGCUCAAACAAGGAAAUGGGCCGCCAUGUGACGUCAAAACUGCUCAACUCUGUUAGUUUAAACAUUAACAAACAUGGCUGUGAGGAUCUAUGGAGUAACGAAGAAGUGAAAUGCUUGAUUGAAAUUUGGGCCAAUGAAACCAUACAGACACAAACUCUUGAGAUUUAUGGAAGUAUUUACAUGCACCCAGUUGAUGACGUGAGUGAUUGCUGCUGCUUCUCAGCAGAUUGCAAACAUGCACGCUGCCACCUGCUCUGUCAGACAGUUUACAUGUGCGAGUGUGCUGGGGCACGAGACGGUCAUACCUAAUGUGAAAACCCUUCUAAAAGCGGAGCUGGAAGUGGACUUCAGACUAAAACACUGCGACCUCAGAGUAGGGCUGAGAUGAAGCUUCCUACACUGGUUUUCAGCAGAACGACAACACCUGAGACAGCAUGUCAGUCCUCACAGCUGCAGUGUGGAAUACUAUGUAAUGGUCACAUUCAGAGUACAAUUCAACAUUUAUGUGUAUUGGUUUCGGUUAACACAUUAUGCUGAGUCACUGCGUCAGUUCGCUGCAGCCUCCCAGUCCUGUAAUUUCUCCCUCAGCUUUUUCCACUCUAACCAGAAAGAUACCUCAGAGUACAUCAUUCAGGCAUAUAAGUACGGAGUGUUUGAGAAAAUCCCAGAGUUCUUUGCUCUCAGGAACGGGUUGAACCAAUCACUGCACUUUGCCCAAGUCCACACUGAGAGGAUGCUGCUGGACCUGUUUGUGUCCAGUCUGGAGGACAGUGUGAAGGCCAUGUCUUUGUCUGCAGAGGAGGAUGACAUCCCCUGGAAUAAUAUGAGGGACAACAGAGACCCUGUUUGUGAACUCGAACAUGAGUCUUUAACUCAUUUAAUUUAUUGAAUGUCCCUUUUCCAAAGCGUUUUGGGCUGAGAUUUGUUUUACCUUUCACUUCUUACAAAAAGCUAAUUGUAUAUGUUUCUACAAACUGAUUUUGGUAAAAACCUGGAUAACACAAAUUAAGCUUUUAUGUUUAAUAGGGAAAUUUGAUACACAUAAAGCCAGAGUGAUGUCCUCUAAACCAAAUAUUCAUUUGUUUUACUCUAAAUUAAAUAUUUUGGCUAAUUCACUAAAGAUGGUAAAGCAAAAUAAGACAAACUUUAAAACAUCCUGCAUUUUGGAGAAAAUUACAGUGA
Monopterus albus (swamp eel) is the source of this 1965-nucleotide messenger RNA. RefSeq names its product N-alpha-acetyltransferase 25, NatB auxiliary subunit-like. Gene Ontology annotation, biological process: N-terminal peptidyl-methionine acetylation. The coding region runs from base 1256 to 1672 and encodes 138 amino acids. NCBI's taxonomy places the organism in Eukaryota, Metazoa, Chordata, Actinopteri, Synbranchiformes, Synbranchidae. Gene Ontology annotation, cellular component: NatB complex; cytoplasm. The record is from RefSeq and is a predicted model, not a curated record. The transcript has 6 exons.